Molecule: messenger RNA, 453 nt
Organism: Clonostachys rhizophaga
Lineage: Eukaryota; Fungi; Ascomycota; Sordariomycetes; Hypocreales; Bionectriaceae
Source: the annotation of a GenBank genome assembly
AUGCGUUCAACACUGAUGCGGCUGGCCACUGCCCAAGCUGGCAACAGCCUACGACCGCAGCCCAUGGCUCUGCUCCCGCCCAUCUUCUUAUACCGCCGUAUUCUGAGGGCUCAUAGAAAGCAUCUACCCGCGGAUAUGCGCGUGCUGGGCGACGAGUACGUCAAAGCCGAGUUCAGAGCUCACCGGAAAGUCGACAACCCGGCACACUUGGCAAGUCCCGAAUUACCCUCCCCUGCGUGCGAUUGUCCAAGUCCUGUAUCUAACAAGAUUGGCUUUCUUUCUGAGUGGCAGCUCUAUGCCCAGAAGAUCGAGGGUGACUCAUGGAAGGGCCAGAAGAUUGAUGAGACAAAGCUUGCCAAGAUGAGCGACGAACAAAUUCAGCAAUUAUAUGAGCUCUUGCAAGCCAUUCAGAAACACAAGGGGGUUCCUGGCGAUGAGGAGCCGCAGUCAUAA